Messenger RNA from Copidosoma floridanum, 1943 nucleotides. Its product is annotated as cytochrome P450 6A1-like. The record is from RefSeq and is a predicted model, not a curated record. Gene Ontology annotation, molecular function: oxidoreductase activity, acting on paired donors, with incorporation or reduction of molecular oxygen; monooxygenase activity; iron ion binding. NCBI's taxonomy places the organism in Eukaryota, Metazoa, Arthropoda, Insecta, Hymenoptera, Encyrtidae.
ACUGAGAUCUUCUUAUUCACCUCUUCCGUCUUACUUGAGGAAUUCAAGUUGUGUAAUCGCAGUUGUUCUUGAAAUCUGGUGAUGAACUAUUGUACGUGAAUUGCUAUCAGCAGGUGGCUUGUCUAGUUUGCUAUUUUUAUUGCACAACGAUGCUAGGUCACAUAUUUUUCAACGAGAAAAAAUGAAUAGUCAGGCGCUGUUACAUCAAUCUGUGAAGCAUUUUUUUCGUAGAUAUUUCUUGUUUGGAAAAAAGAUAUAAUACGUUUCUACUCAACAAAUGAUGUAAAAAAGACAAGAUAUCGUUUCCAAUCGUCGUAUCGAAUUAAGAUAUUAUUUCAUUGCCUGGCAUUAUAACGAUCUUUAUCAAUUUGUGAAGAAUUGCUGUAAGAGAUUUACCAUGGAGUUCGGAGUCACCGAAUUACUAGCUGGUAUAGGCAUCCUAUUCCUCGUUGCGUACUACUAUCUUACCAAAAACUUUAGUUAUUGGAAGAAAAGAAAUGUCAAAGGUCCAAAACCACUGCUACUUUUCGGAAACAUGAAGGAUGUGCUGUUCCUCAAAAUUCACUUUGGCCUUCUGAUGAAACAAUACUAUGAUUAUUACAAAACUGAGCCUCUAGUCGGUAUCUUCAACAGAAGUUCGCCGAUACUACUGAUACGCGACCCCGAACUCAUACGAGACGUGCUCAUCAAAGAUUUUAAUUCCUUUCCCGAUCGUGGCUUCACUAGCAGAAUCGAAAACAACGAUCCAGUAAAUCAGAGUCUGUUGAACCUGAGCUACGAGAAAUGGCGGCCACUGAGGAACAAAUUGUCGCCGGUUUUCAGUUCAGGAAAACUGAAGGAAAUGUUUUACUUGAUGGCAGAUUGCGCCAGUCACUUUGAAAAGUACGUCGACAAGUUGGUGGAGAAAGAGGAGUCGAUAGAGUGCCGUGAAUUGACCGCAAAGUAUACCACCAAUUCGAUCGGAGUCUGCGCCUUUGGCUUGAACAUGAACGCCUUGGAUGACGAGAACAGCGGCUUUCGCAACGCUGGUAGGGCUAUGAUGGCCAGCAACUUGAAGAAUACCCUGAGGCGCACGUGUCGAGAUAUGUUUCCUCGGCUCUACAGAUUUUUGAAGCCAAUCGUGUACAACAGAGCCAUCGACUUUUUCAUCGACUCCAUAAAUAAUACAGUGGAUUACAGGAAAAAAAAUAACGUCAGGAGAAACGACUUUGUCGAUCUACUCGUGGACCUGAGGGAUCAACCGGACAAGCUCAAUGAUUUCGAGUUCACCAACGAUAUGUUGACGUCCCAAGCUUUUUUAUUUUUUCUCGCUGGAUUCGAGACAUCGUCUACGACGAUGAGCAACGCACUGUACGAAUUAGCACUCAAUCAACAUGUGCAAGAAAAGCUGCGAGAAGAAAUCAGAAAAUCGAUGGAGGAAUCGGAAAAAUUGACUUACGAAAGUAUCAGGGAUUUAAAGUACUUGGAUAAAGUAUUCAAAGAAACUAUGAGGAAAUAUCCUCCAGGAGCUUCGCUAUUUAGGAGCACAUCGGCUCCGUACACCUUCAACGGGACGAAUGUGACAGUACCGAAAAACUUCAAGGUCGUCAUUCCCGUUUGGGCGAUACACCACGACCCCGAAAUUUAUCCCAACCCCGAAAAGUUUGACCCGGAAAGAUUUUCCAACGAAAACGAAAGCAGAAGACACCCCAUGAAUUAUUUAGCGUUUGGCGAUGGACCCCACAAUUGCAUAGGAUCCCGAUUCGCCCACUAUCAGACGAAAAUCGGCAUAGCCACUAUAAUCAACAAGUAUAAGGUCGACGUCUGCGACAAGACUUGCAUUCCGUACCGCGUGGAUCCCAGAUCGGUCAUCCCUUCCCCCAUUGGGGAUAUAUACCUAAAAAUAACCAAAUUGUACGAGCAUUGAUAUGUUUUUAAUAAAAAUAAAAAUACUAUUAUACAUC